CCCACCCGACAUGGGGGUGUUUGGGAAUGCUGCUGGCUCUGCCGACAGGCUGCUCCACAGGGGGCUGUGGGCUCUGCUGCUGCUGCUCUCUGUGGCCAUCUACGGCUCCCACGCCCCCCUGCUGACCCUGUGCAAGGUGGAUGGGGCCAUCCCCUUCAGCUCCACGUCCGUGGUGGUGCUGGUGGAGCUGACCAAGCUGUUGCUGUCGGUGCUGUCGCUGCUGCCGGGGCCGCGGGAGCCGCUGCCGGCGGCGCUGUCCUGGCGCCACGCCGCGCCCUUCGCCCUCUCCGCCCUGCUCUACGCCGCCAACAACAACCUGGUGGUGCACAUGCAGCUCUUCAUGGACCCCAGCACCUUCCAGGUGCUCAGUAACCUGAAGAUUGUCAGCACGGCGCUGCUCUACAGCCUCCUCUUGCGGCGGCGCCUGGGCCCGCGCCGCUGGCUGGCCCUGCUGCUGCUGCUGGCCGCCGGUGUCACCUACAGCUGCGGGGGGCUGCGGGGACACGGGGACGCCGCAGGGACACGCCUGCACGUCACCCCCGUGGGGCUGCUGCUGCUCUCCGUGUACUGCCUCAUCUCGGGCCUCUCCGCUGUGUACACUGAAGCCAUCCUGAAAAGCCAGGCGCUGCCCCUCGGCCUGCAGAACGUCUUCCUGUACUUCUUUGGGGUGCUGCUCAACCUGAUGGGAUCCCUGUGGACUGGCAUGGAGGGUGGGUUCCUGGAGGGCUUCUCCCUGUGGGUGCUGCUGGUUGUGUUCAGCCAGGCUCUGAAUGGCCUCAUCAUGUCCGUGGUGAUGAAGCACAGCAGCAACAUCACCAGGCUCUUCAUCAUCUCCUGCUCCAUCCUGGUCAAUGCUCUCCUCUCUGUUGCCCUCUUCAACCUGCAGCUCACCCUCCUCUUCUUCGUGGCUGUGGCAUGCAUUGGCCUGGCUGUGCACCUGUACUAUGGAGUCACAUAGUCACUGCCUU
Melozone crissalis (California towhee) is the source of this 968-nucleotide messenger RNA. Its product is annotated as probable UDP-sugar transporter protein SLC35A4. Gene Ontology annotation, biological process: pyrimidine nucleotide-sugar transmembrane transport. Bases 11 to 958 code for a protein of 315 amino acids. The record is from RefSeq and is a predicted model, not a curated record. Gene Ontology annotation, molecular function: pyrimidine nucleotide-sugar transmembrane transporter activity. The transcript has a single exon. NCBI's taxonomy places the organism in Eukaryota, Metazoa, Chordata, Aves, Passeriformes, Passerellidae. Gene Ontology annotation, cellular component: Golgi membrane.